CAAAUUGUGAGAACAUAUCCUGUGCACAUCCUGUGCUUCAGGUCAUUCCACAGAUUCAUAGUUGGAUUCAGGUCUGGGCUCUGGCUAGGUCAUUCAAAAACAUUGAUAUGCUUUUAGUUGUCAUUAAUUUAUUGGUUUGGACAUAUGCCUUGGGUCACUGGUGUACUGAAAGGUGAAAUUCCUUUUCAUUUUCAUCUUACUAGCAGACAACUGAAUGUUUUGCACUAAAAUCAGCUGAUAUUUGUAGUUAUUUAUAUUUCCCUCCUCCUUGAUAAAUCCUGCAGUUCUGGCUGAAGAAAAACAGCCCUAAAGCAUGAUACUGCCACCACCAUGCUGCACCGUGUGUAUGGUGUUCUUUUGUUGAUGUGCUUUUUUUUCCUGCCAACCAUACCAUUUGGAAUUAUAAUACCUUUUGGAAUUGGUCUCAUCAGACUAUAACAUAUUUUGAAAAAUAAUUUGGGGUGAUUUAGUUCAACUUGGAUUUUUUUUUAAUGAGAAAGGGCUUCCAUCUCACCACCCUACCCCAUAGCCCAGACAUGAAGAAUAAGAGAGUGUUGUCACAUGCAGAGAGUAAUUAGUACUAGUAAGAUAUUCCUACAACUCCUUUAAUGUUGCUGUUGGUCUCUUGGCAGCCUCCCUGGUAAGUUUUGUCAUGUCCUUUUGUAAAUUUUGGAGGGACAUCCUGUUCUUGGUAAUGUCACUGUGGUGCUCGGUUUUCUCCUCUUGUUGAUGAUGGCCUUCAUGGUGUUCCAUGGUACAUCUAGGCCUAAUGUGCAGGAUUUUUUUUUUUACCCCUCUCCUGACUGAUUCCUUUUGACAGCGAAACACUGUACAGACUUUGUAAGCUCUUUGCGGACCGUGGCUUCAGCAGUCAGAUGAAAUCAAGAAGAUGUCAAGAAAAUAAACAGAAACAGAUGAUCUUUAUUUGGGGUUAAUCAGAAAAAAUGAAUUGAUGACAGCUGUAUAAAAAAGUGGGGAAAGUUCUUACAUGAUGUAUUUGGGUUAUUGGUUUAUUUAUUUUCAUCACAAAAAUAUGACAUUUUAACAGGGGUGUGUAGACUUUUUAUAUCCACUGUAUCAUAAUUCUCUGUUCUGCCAUCACAUUUUUACUUUCAUUUUUUAAAGAAGAAGACUACAAAUAGCCUACAUAUUUCACUCUUUCUUUGCUGUUGUUUUGUUACUGUUUUAAUGGGGUAUAUUGAGCAGUAUUUCUCAAUCUGUGUUUUGGGUUGUUGUUGUUUUUUGUAACAAUGGUGGAUCACAAUCCACUAUUAUUAAAGUUAUUAUAUUUAUUGAGUUCUUAUAGUUAUUAGCCUGUUUGACUGGUUCCUUGACUUGAAUGGGUUUAAUCCAAACCUCAACAACUCAAAUGCCUAUAAAUAAUGUCAACGUGGAACUAAUGUGUUCUGUCACUGGAAAGUUCAGAAAAAGAAAGCACUGUAGUUCUAAUAUCAGAAUUUUUAUUCUACACAUUCUUGGAUCAUUAUGUUCAUAAAUCUUUACUGAGGGGGUCUGUGGACUUUAUUUUGAAGUUAAAGGGGUCCCUGGCUGCAAAAGACUUGAGAACCCCAGAUUCAGAGCACUGUAUCACACACUGCAGCAGCGUUUCCAUUUAAUUAUUUUAUAACAAUCCUUGCAAUUAAAAUCUGAAGUCAGCCAGUCCCACUGGAGCAGAGUUACAUCAACAGCAGUGUCGUGUCUUCGCCUUUAUUCUUUCAGCUCAAAUGUGGACUUAGGACUCGGCUGUAGUCUGUCAGAAAAGUUCAUUUACCUCGGACAAAAUGUCAGCGACAGACUGGCUGUCAGAAACGGUUUGACACCAUGGAGGCGCCUUCGAGUGAAUUUAGCCGUUUGUGCACGUUUGAGAGCUUUAAGGAAAUCUGGCCGUAUUUCAGUUUUGGUUCUGAGCAGCAGGAGCUCAUCCGCCGUCAAUUUUCCAGGCUUAAAGAUAUUACCUACCUUGAUCAUGCGGGGACAACACUCUUUGCUGAAUCCCAGGUCAAGACGUUUUAUGAGGAUAUAUCCAGGAAUGUGUACGGUAACCCUCACAGUCUCAAUCCCAGCAGUAAGAUGACACAUGACACAGUGGAGAGGGUCAGAUACAGGAUACUGGAGCACUUUAACACAAGCCCUGAGGAAUACUCCGUCAUUUUCACUCCUGGCUGCACAGCAGCUCUUAAAUUAGUGGCUGACUCUUUUCCUUGGAUGUCUGCUUCUGAUGAACAUUCAGGAAGUCAAUUCUGCUACCUCACUGACAAUCACACAUCAGUAGUGGGCAUUCGGGGGGUAACUGGACCUCAAGGAGUGGGAACAGUGCCUGUCUUUCCUCAGGAAAUAGAAGAAAGAGCCAAAACUAGCCAAGUCACAGUGAAUACACAGGAUGAAUGCUUGGUGGCACAUCUUUUCUGUUUUCCUGCCCAGAGCAAUUUUUCUGGGCGGAAAUAUCCACUGAGCUAUGUGAGAGGGAUUCAAUGUCAGCAGCUCUACCCAGCGUGUGAGCACAAAGGUCGAUGGUUUGUUCUGCUGGAUGCUUCUGGUUUCGUUGGCUGCUCACCACUGGACCUGAAGCAACACCCAGCUGACUUUGUGCCCAUCUCUUUCUAUAAAAUGUUUGGAUUCCCCACUGGACUUGGAGCCCUGCUGGUGAGGAAUGAAGUAGCUGAGCUGUUGAAAAAGAAGUAUUUUGGUGGAGGGACAGCAGCAGCUUAUCUGGUGGGAGAGGACUACUUUGUACCAAAGUCUGACAUAGUUAGCCGAUUUGAAGAUGGAACCAUUUCAUUCCUUGAUAUUAUUUCCCUCCACCAUGGGUUUGAUGCUCUGCACAGACUGACUGGAAGCAUGAUGAACAUACAGCUUCACACAUUUGGCCUAGCUCGUUACACCUACAUCAUACUGUCUUGCCUGUGCCAUAGCAAUGCACAACCUGUGGCUCAGAUCUAUUGUGACAGUGAGUUUGAGAAUGCAACAGAUCAGGGUGCAAUCCUCAACUUCAACUUGCUGGACUUUUAUGGCCAAGUGAUCGGAUAUUACCAGGUGGACAAAAUGGCCUGUCUGUUCAAUAUUCAUUUGCGCACAGGCUGUUUCUGUAAUACAGGGGCCUGUCAGGCAUAUCUGGGCAUCAGCAACCAAGUGGUAAAGAGUAACUUACAGGCUGGUCAUGUCUGUGGAGAUAACAUUGACCUGAUAGAUGGACAUCCAACUGGGUCUGUCCGCAUAUCCUUCGGAUAUAUGUCAACUUUUGAAGACUGUCAGUGUUUAUUAAAGUUUAUUGUUGACUGCUUUGUGGAAAAACCGCUAAGACUGGACCUAAAGAGACUGGCAAGGUUAAAGUCAGCAGGAACGGCAGAGACCUCAGAUUCAAAUGAGCUGACCUCAUUGCUAACCGAGAGACCUGUGCCUGAGAUGAAUGGUUUAAAUAUCUCUCCUGCUUUUGUCAGCAAGACCUCGUCACAGGAUACUAUUCCAAUGGAAGAUAGGAACAGUGAAGAGGCUUAUACAUUGACCAAUAUCUUCAUAUAUCCCAUUAAGUCAUGUGCUGCAUUUGAGGUGACAGAAUGGCCUUUGGGCACUCAGGGGCUCUUGUAUGACCGCAUGUGGAUGGUGGUGAAUGAGAAUGGAGUAUGUCUGAGUCAGAAGCAAGAACCCAAACUGUGUCUCGUCCAUCCACGCAUCUGCCUAACCUCCAAGACACUGUGCGUGGAAGCCUCAGGUAUGGAUCCUAUUACUCUUCCCCUGGAGAUCAGUAAAGAAAGGCAUGGCCCAAGGACAUGUCAAAGCAAAGUCUGUGGUGACAGGGUACAGACUGUUGACUGUGGGGAGGAAGUGUCAGUUUGGUUGUCUGAGUUCCUGGGAAAACCUUGCUGUCUCAUUAGACAGAGUCCCAGUUUUGCCCGGGAUAUGAAAAUGGGCAAAGGAAAAGGUUCCUGCCCUCCUGCCCUCUCUCUGGUGAAUGAGGCUCAGUUUUUGCUAAUUAAUAGAGCUAGUGUGGCGUUUCUGCUCAGUCGCAUCAUCAAUAGGCAGGACAGCUCAAAUAAUUGCACCUCUUUCGACAUGCUGCAACUCAUCAAUCGUUUUCGGGCGAACCUCGUUAUCUCAGGCUCAGAGCCUUUUGAAGAAGAGGACUGGACAGGUGUAAAAAUAGAAGGCACACACUUUCAGAUGGCAGGCAAGUGUAGUCGUUGCCAGAUGAUUGGAAUAGAUCAGACCUCUGGCACUAAAUUCCAGGAACCUCUCAGAUCUCUGUCUGAUUGGCGGAGUGGAAAGGUCACAUUUGGAGUAUACUUGAAUUACGUUUUACAGAGAUCCAAUCCAUAUCCUACUUUAUCUGUGGGGUCCCAGGUAAAGGUUAAUCCAACAGGUGAAUUUUAGAAAACCACAACAACUGCAAUAUGGAGUAUGUGUAUAAAUCCUAGUCUUAAUCUGUGUUUGCAAAACUGUAUAAAUCUUAUGCCAAAUUUACAUUGCUGACAAUAAAACCAUGCACAGUGGAUUUAAGCUGAUUCUCUGUCACAACAUUAACUGUUGUUUUCAGUGAUUAUAAAUACAACAAGGUCUGGUUUCAGUUUUUUUUUUCCUAAUAAAUUAUACUGAAAAAGUG
Messenger RNA from Ictalurus furcatus (blue catfish), 4597 nucleotides. RefSeq names its product molybdenum cofactor sulfurase (gene mocos). The transcript is spliced from 15 exons. Bases 1822 to 4368 code for a protein of 848 amino acids. Gene Ontology annotation, biological process: Mo-molybdopterin cofactor biosynthetic process. The record is from RefSeq and is a predicted model, not a curated record. NCBI's taxonomy places the organism in Eukaryota, Metazoa, Chordata, Actinopteri, Siluriformes, Ictaluridae. Gene Ontology annotation, molecular function: molybdenum ion binding; pyridoxal phosphate binding; molybdenum cofactor sulfurtransferase activity.